GAUUCUAGCUGGUAUGGGAUUGAUCAAUAUUAGGAAAAUUGUACAUACAAAUUAAAUAGAGAUUAAUCAAAAGAGAUUUGUAUGAUAAUUAUUAUUAAAAUAAUGGAAGCAUAUGGAAGCAUAAUGUGUCCAUCUUGUGCAUAUCCUCUUGAAAUUGAUGAGGUAAAUAGAUCGUUGGUCGAAGAUUGGGGAAAGCUACCAGCGGGAGUGAAGUUUGAUCCAAGUGAUCAACAAAUUUUGGAACACUUAGAGGCAAAAGUGAAAGAAGAUAAACAAAAGCUUCAUCCUCUCAUUCAUCAUUUCAUUCUCACGUUGGAUGGAGAUGAUGGCAUUUGUUACACUCAUCCUCAAUAUCUUCCUGGAAUGAGGAAAGAUGGGGGAGUCCGACACUUUUUCCAUAGGUCACCAAAAGCAUAUACAUCAGGGACAAGAAAACGCAGGAAAGUUAGAACAGAUGAAGAAGAAGGCACAGACACGAGAUGGCACAAAACUGGUAAGACAAGAGCAGUGAGCGACGGCAGCGGUGGCAGCGACAGUCGGGUGAUGGGUUUCAAGAAGAUUUUAGUUUUGUAUUCAAAUUAUGGGAACCAAAAGAAACCACGAAAAACAAACUGGGUAAUGCAUCAAUACCAUUUGGGUGUAACAGAAGAGGAGAAAGAUGGGCAAUGGGUGGCUUCAAAAGUCUUCUUCCAAUUACAGCCUCGUCAAACCUCAAUCAUGCCUUCUAAUUCUAUACAUCAAACAAGGGGAGGAGAAGCCUCUUCUCUUGUUUGAAUGCCCACACGUUCAACGCUCAACCCUCAACCCAUAAGUUUAAAUGAUUUGUAAUAGAACUAAAUAAUACUAUUUUUUUUCAAAUUGAAUCUAUACAUUCAAUUGGUUUUUAGUCCUAAAUAUUAAGAAUAAUUUAUUUGAUUUUAUGUCUGAAAUUGAGACAUUUGUCAUCCCAGAGUUUUUGAGGGAAAGAAAUUAUUGGUGGCAAAAUAAAAAAAGUAAUUAUUGUAAUAGAA
Messenger RNA from Cucumis sativus (cucumber), 1010 nucleotides. Its product is annotated as NAC domain-containing protein 73. Gene Ontology annotation, cellular component: nucleus. Gene Ontology annotation, biological process: regulation of DNA-templated transcription. Bases 82 to 774 code for a protein of 230 amino acids. The transcript is spliced from 2 exons. Gene Ontology annotation, molecular function: DNA-binding transcription factor activity; transcription cis-regulatory region binding. NCBI's taxonomy places the organism in Eukaryota, Viridiplantae, Streptophyta, Magnoliopsida, Cucurbitales, Cucurbitaceae. The record is from RefSeq and is a predicted model, not a curated record.